AGGAGCGUCACUGUCGGCGUCCUGGAUGCUUUUCACCCUGAAGCUCCUCCACUGAUUUAUUCUGCGCUGUUUGGAGCUGGUUAAAACCAAACAGGAGAAAGGUUUCUCUCCAGUCAUGCAGAAGGUGGAGGGACGGGUCACCCCGGUUAACCUGCCUUCGUCCAGGGGCCCGAGCACCCCGGGGUCUCCUGCCACCGGCAUCGUGGCCCGUGUGAACGACCAGGUGGUGGGUUACAGGGACCUCGCUGCUCUGCCCAGAGAUAAAGCCAUCCUGCAGGUGGAGAGACCCGACUUGAUGUCUUACCAACCACACCUGACCUUCUCCCCACUCGACGUGCCACGCAGAGAGCGCUCUCUGUCUCCUCCCUCCACUUCUCCUCACAUGUCCCCCGGGAUGAAGGGACGCAGAGCAGAAAGUGAGAGCGGCUCCCCCGGAGGAUCAACGCUGCAACUGCAGGGAGAACGCAAGAUCAGCAUCAGCCUGCAGCAUUUCCACAGGCCAGAUAACGGCACCAACAUCUACAGGAAACCUCCCAUCUAUAAAAAUGACGGAAACAAACAUGCGGAGGGCAGCGGCGUCAUUCAGUCAGCAAAGUUUCCAGCAGCUCAGCCUCCAGAUCCCAGCCAGCCGUCCAAGAUCGAGACUGAGUACUGGCCCUGCCCCCCCUCACUGGCUGCCAUGGAGAUCGAGUGGAAUAAGAAGAAGCUGCAGGAGCAGGAGGAAGACGAGUUUGAAGACCUGACAGAUGAAGCCGAGAUGCUGCGAGAACAGGAGCUGGAAAAGAUCAAGUCCAACCUGGGCCGCCUGAUCCUGAAGGAGGAGAAAGAGAAAGCCGUUCAGUACAGGAGGAAGACGCAGUCGCUGCCCGACAGAACACACAUGCAUACCAGUUUGUCAGCGAGUGCAUCAAAGUCUCCUUCACGUUCAGGCUCAGGAAUGACCAGAAUGCAGUCUGCAGAAUUUUCCACAGAUGGAGAUAAAGGACAGCCAGCUGCUCAGAACGGCGAGGCUCGGAGGGAGAGGAUGGACAGAGGAAACUCGUUGCCGAGUAUCUUGGAGCAGAAGGUGUUUCCGUAUGAAGCGCUGGUUGUGACCCACAGGGGGCGCUCUAAGCUGCCGCCUGGCGUCGACCGCACUCGGCUGGAGCGUCACCUGGUCCCGGAGCAGUUUGAGGAGUUGUUCGGGAUGUCGAUGGCGGAGUUCGACCGCCUCUCUCUGUGGAGACGAAACGAACUGAAGAAGAAGGCCCAGCUUUUCUAACAGGAAGUGACCUCAUCGCUCGCCACACACCUUCGAGUACCUGACGAGCCAUCCGCUGUAGAGGAGGAGGAAGAGGAAGAGGAAGAGGAGGAAGAGGAAAAAACUAGAUAUAUCCAGUCAAGAGCAAAUCAUCCUGUUAGACCAGACAAACAUGUUCUCCAUCAAACUAACCAAUCACGUCCCUGGAUGAGUGCCCCCCCUCCGACCCCCUGCCCUACCUGCCCCCCCCCCCCCCCCCCCCCCCCCCCUCGAGGAGGAUCAGAGUAUUUCCUGAAGGCUGGCCCUGAUUUAACCCUUUACUCUGACUAACCUUAGUUAAACUGAUGCACUGACACUCACAUUAUUACCUGUGCUGCACUUAUAAUCACCACUGCUAACAAACCAUCUUCAUCAUCAUCAUCAUCAUCACCACCAUCAUCAUCAUCAUAGUUAUGUUUCACCUGCAGGCGUCUGUUUCAUGAAGCUGAAU
Molecule: messenger RNA, 1730 nt
Organism: Scomber scombrus (Atlantic mackerel)
Lineage: Eukaryota; Metazoa; Chordata; Actinopteri; Scombriformes; Scombridae
Gene: dmtn
Product: dematin actin binding protein
Exons: 16
Coding region: 116-1261 (381 amino acids)
Biological process (GO): cytoskeleton organization; actin filament bundle assembly; lamellipodium assembly
Cellular component (GO): plasma membrane; actin cytoskeleton
Molecular function (GO): actin filament binding
Source: RefSeq, a predicted model, not a curated record